Molecule: messenger RNA, 7141 nt
Organism: Caenorhabditis angaria
Lineage: Eukaryota; Metazoa; Nematoda; Chromadorea; Rhabditida; Rhabditidae
Source: the annotation of a GenBank genome assembly
AUGUUGCGAUUUCUGUUAAUUUUUCCACUUGUUUGCGCGUCUGUUGGUAAUCAAGAGAGCAACGUAUUGUUGCUACCUGCCGAUGAAGAUUCUACAACGUCCACGAGUACAACAGCUGAACUGUUGAAUCCAUCUACAUAUCCAGAUAAUGAGAAUUAUAUUGAAUCCACAAAUACAACUUCUGAAAAUUCUACUGAGCCCACAACCACAAUUGGUAAGAAAACAAACUUUUUACAUGUUUGUAUCAUGAUCAUAAUUAUUUUUUGUAUUGACUUCUGAAAACUAAUAUAAGUUUGAAAAUCCUGACAAUACCUUCUCUACUAACAAGGGAUAUAACUCCCAAAAACCGAAAACACAUUAUAAAAAUCCUCAUUUUGAAGUUUCAAUGAUUCUCGUUCAAGUGUUGUAAACGUAGUAUCAAACUAUAAAUUUUAUAGUUCAAAAAAUGAGAAAAAUUUUAAAAUAUGUUUUCUUCAUGAAUAUGAAAUGAAUAAAAAACGAUAGAGAACAAACAUGCUGGAUUUCUUGGUUUUAAGUAUGGAAAUGAUGGUAAAGAUCAAAAUACUACUGUUGCAACUUCUACUGCUGCAACAACAGUUAAAAAGUAUAGCUAGUAAGUGAUUUUGAGUCAAAACAUAUAUGUAUCACAUUUCUCGUUUUUCAGUCAAUGAAACAGCAGAUGAUGUUGAUGAUUACGUUCUCCCUGUUGAACCAAAUAGAAGUAAGUUCUUGUGAAAACUUGAAAAUAAUCAAACUUCAUUUGUCACAGGUAGCUAUGAUGAACUUUCUAGACUAGUGGAAUUCAUUAUAAAAAAUCAAACUUCAGAUGUUGCACCAAUGUUUCAGAGUGAGUUUUUCCACACAUUACAUCACACUCAUUUUUUCUUGGUUUCUUGCAGGAGAUCAAAUGGAAAAUAAUAUACUAAAUUAUACACUUUUUAUUGGACAACUUAAAGUUAUUGGAGUGGAUGAUGUUAAUGAAUUGGUGACAAUUGCUGCAGAAGUUUAUCAGGUGUGUUUAUUACUUUUGUUCAAUUAUAGUUCAUUUUGUUUUCAAGCUUUGGAAUGAUACCCGGCUGGCUUGGAAUAGUUCAGAAUUUGACAAUAUACAAACAAUCUUCACAAGACAGCACAAAAUAUGGAGCCCGCCUAUGGUUGUAUUUUCAGCGUGAGAUUUAAAAUGAAACACAAUGUUUGUAAGUUUUUGAAUAUUGCAGAACUGAAUUAGUUGAUCAGCGUGAUAAUGAAUUUCGAAUGGUAUCAAUAACAAAUGAGGGUCGAGUGAGAACAUAUAUUCCCUUAAAACUUACCACAACAUGUAAAAUGAACACAGUAGAUUUCCCAUUUGAUGAUCAAACAUGUGUUAUAAGAAUAAGUCUUCCACCAGUGCCUCAAAGUGUUUAUCGAUUUCAAGUUGUAUUGGCUGAUUCUGUGAAACAUAACUUAUGUGCCAUGGUAAAACUAUUCUGAUUCUCACAUUAGAAAAAUAUAUUUUUUGGAAUUACAGAGCAAUUCAGCAUGGGAAAUGUAUGAAAUUUUUGCAUAUGUGAAUGUUACGCAAACACGGUUUGAAGGUAUUCAAUACGUGAAACAGGGAAAUGUUGUUAUCAGAUUAAAGCGUUGUUCAGGAUAUUAUAUGGUUAUGAUUGUUCUCCCUAUCACAGUUAUAAAUGGUUUAUCAUUAGUCGGUGUUUUUAUGAAAAGCAAAAAUGGAAAUCUUCAAAGAGUGGGUUCAAAUUUUUAUUUUACAUAAAUAUUUUUUUUUUUCAGUUGACUGUGGGGCUUACUCAUGUUAUGACAAUGACGUUUAUUCUAGCAAUGCUUGGAGAAAAACUUCCCAGAACUGAUUCUCUUCCACUUCUUGGUAAAUAUAUUAUAAUCAGUUUAUGUGUUAUGAUCAUUGCUACAAUAAUAUCUACGAAAAAGCACAGGAUUCUUGCCUGCCUAGAAAUACAAUCCGAAUAUAUUAUUGUCAAGUAUGUUUUAUAAUACCGUUGAUUCAAUGUUUGAUCAAUUAAUUUAAAUUUAGUUCCAAUCCAAACCGAUCUUCUUCUACUCCAAGAACCAGACAAAUUAGAAUUCGAACAUUUGUGAUGGUCAUAUUUUUGAUUUUAAAUUUAUUCGGAGCACUAUAUAUGUUUAUGAGAUUUGUUUACUUCUUGAAAGAUCACAAAAGAGAAGGAAACGCUUGUUCGUGGAUUCCAACAAACGAACAAACUUUAGAUGGAUAUGCGAUGAUUAAUGAAACCGAACUACCGAAUAAGUUUCACCCUACCUUUUUUUCAGAAAACUAAUUAUAGUUACAAGUUAGAUACGUGAAAUAAAUUUUUUUUUGAUAUUUGUCUUAAUGUCAAGAAUUUGAAUUUGUCAUUCAAAAUUACUAAAAAAUAGACUUUUUAGGGUUUUCAAAAUCAAAAUAAUAAAUAAAACCAGGUGAAUAUCUGCUAAAAGGCGUCACGAUGUUGUCUACAAAAAUUCGAAAAACGAGUUGUGCGUUAGAGCGCAUUUUCUUGUUUUAUUUAGUAGGUUUUACUCGCUUGUCCCUUUAUAGCUCAAAAACUUUUUUGCACAGGGUUCACUACAUAGUUCUUCAUUCAAAUUUCAAAAUUUACAAAUAAUUGGCUAUAAUUUGUGCACAUAUAUUUAUAUUCAUGUAUCUUCUCCUAUUACUACACUAAUUAUGAAUAUGUUUUUACAGACAGUUCCUAUUUUUCUUCUUGGAAAUAUAAUUAAUUAUAUUUAUUUUCACGCAUUCUUGGAUUUUCUUCUCCGCAGCUGUAAUUUUCCAUCUUUUUUCAUUCUAGCUAUGAGAAAUAACAGGCCCAGCAAUAAAAAAAACGAUGGGCAUGUUUUGCAAAAAGAUUUUUUCUCUUGAAAUUGGCAUCGAUUUCGAUGUGUAAAAAUGGUCAUAGUCAUUUUCAUUUUUCGAUUUUUUUGGUUGGCCAAUUGUUUUGAGUUUUGAGCUAUGUAGCUAGAAUUUUUGAUUGUUGAGUUUGAAGUGCAAUGAUUUCUGAAAUAGCCAAAAUCUUGGAUGAGUUGGCAAAUCCGUUUUAUCCGGAUUUGUCGAUAAUGUUUGAGGACUGAAAUUCUCUCUAGAAUACGAGCUCUGAAAGUCUUCCCAAUUUGUGCUCAAAUUUUGUAUGAGCACAAAAAAGUGCUAGUUUUCUAACGAACUCUUUUCUUUUUUCUUGCCAAUUUUCCGCCAAAAUCAUCUUCCGACACGAAAUGUUUUUUCUCAAACUUCCGACACAAAUUCAAGAAUCUCAGUCAGUCGCGCUCUUUUUUUGUUCAUACAUAGAUUUAUCUUUUUCUCAUUUGUGCCCUUUUUUGUUUGCUGUGUCCCAAAACGCUCAUCAGUCAAAUGGAGCUAGUGCAUAAAUGGAUAAAAAAACGUUUCUAUAUUUUUUUUAUUUUGAAUUACAUGGUUGUUUGAAUUCAUUUUCAGAAACAAUUGUUAGGUUCUUUAAUAAUUUUUUGGUGUUCACCUAAUCUUAUAAUUGUUGUUGUCGCUCCUUCGCCCACGUAAAAAUUCAUGCAUUUUUUCCUGAAAUAAAUUUUUGGUUUGUUUACUCUUGGUUGGUUAAAUUUUAAUAAAUCUGACUAAACCUUUUUUUUCUCGAUGAAAAUAUUUGUUCUUUCUAUAAUAUCAUGAGAAAAUAUUUGGUUUUUUUCUAAUUUAUUUCAUCUAUGAUGUCCUAAGAUUCUCGUGACAGAUUCAAGUGCAUCACCGAAAUCCUCCCACUUAGAUUCUAGAUUCAGAUGAACUUUUUUCUGACAUUCAAAGUGGCUUAGGUCCCUCAUUUAUUCGACCACUCUAAAGUUAUAUAAUUUUCUUUAUAUCAACAACGAAAGUUAAUUCUGAGACCUAAAAACUUCCCUUGUAGGAGUGCUCAACAAUUUAGUUCAAAAAGCAAAUUACAAAUUUAAUUGCAUUUUUGAAAAGUGCCAGAAUUCAAAUUACCCUUUCAUCCUUUUUUUUUCUUUCUCAUGCAUAAAUUUCUAAUCUUCCCUUAAAAUUUCAAUCCCAAAUUUCAUUUCAUCUUCUGUGUUUUUCAGUUUUGUUAUGCAGUAUGGAUUUCUUCUAUCAACCCUCAUCACAAUAUUUUCCAAAAUAUCUUUCAAUGAAUCAUUUCAAUUCUCUCACUAUAUGCCACCAUUCAAUGAUAGUUCACGAAUAUAUCAAUUAUGUACCGCAGAAAAUGACAAACAUUUUCUGAAUCCAAAAUAUUAUGAAAAUUUGGUAAGUUUAAGCGGAUUUUUCAUUGAAUCUAAAACAUUUUAUUUGAUUUUUCAGAUGAAUUUCUAUAUUGACAAAUACACUUUAUGUUGGACAGAAUACGAAAAAAUUGUUCCGAACAAACAUUUUUCAAUUAUUUGGUUCUUAAGAGCUUUGACGUCAGUAUUUUUUGCAGGGAGCUUUGGGUUAGGGGAAAUUGAUAUAUUCAUAUAAUUCCAGAACAAUGCGCAGAAAGUGCACAUUUUCUGUUUUUAUUUUAUAAAUCAUGAAAGUGCACAAAAUUACUUCCUCUAGGUAUAAAUUAAUUAAUUUUCAGAGGAUGUGAAGUGUCUCAAACACUAAUCAGCAAAUUGAAACAGCGAUAUCAUAGGAAAUUUUAUUUUGAAUUUGUCAAAUAUUCAUAUAUUAUGAUUUGUGAAAAAGGUCAUCUGAUUCAAGACAAAGAUCAUUUAUUGUUAUCUUCGUAUGCUGGACUUUUCAAUACACUUUAUCAAGUUGUAGAUUCAAAUAGACAGUUAGUUUUUUCUUUCGAUAAUUCCAUCCCAAAAAAAAAUUCCAGAGAAAUUUGCACCAAAAUCUCAAAUGACUAUUCCGAUUUAUAUCGUCGAUGUUAUGUCCCAAAAUUCGAAAGGCGAGAAAUGAAAAUUCAACAAAGAUGCAAUGCUGUUUCAGCGCCACUUUUAAAGUUUCACGAUUUUUUCUUGAGAUUUUCAAGAGAUGGUAAGUGAAAGACAAAUUAGAUAAUUCAAUAUGUUUCAAGUUUUUUUCAGAAUGCACAACUUUUGAGAACUUUGUUUAUAAAAGGAACUCGCAUAUGAAUAUUGGAAAAGCAUUGAUUGGUGACGUGGAUUAUAUGAAUAUUAUCAGCUCAAAUCUCGUUGCUCAUAUUAACUCGGACUCGGAUUUACCCAAUCUUGUGUUAAAGGUUUGUUGUGUUGUUUGUUUGAGCCUUCAAAAAAAAUUUUCAGACUCGAUUGAUCCUUCAACAUUUCUCCAUAGCUUCAAUCAAACUUUUCAACCAACUGGAGAAAAUUGAAGGGUUAGUUAUUCGAUUUUCUUUCUUUCAUUUCUUGAUUCCCGAUUUUUUUAGAUGUGUAAAUGAUUUUCGAAAUAAUAUGACAGAAAUUUCAAACAUCACAGACAUCAAUGAGGAGGAAAAGUGAGUUUCACCCUCAUUCAAAAUCUAAAAAAAACAAAAAUUUUCUCAUUAGAACUCGAAUUGAAAUGCAUAGAUGUUGCCCAUUCAAUAAUACAAAUAUUUGUGAAUUGAAAAGUGAAAAAUAUCAAGACCUGGCUUAUAAAGCAUUUCUUGGUUUUCGAAUUGAGGGAUGUUUAUUGAUUGCAGUUUUUAUUAACACAAUUCUCUUGGCCAUGCUUUUAUAUAAAACUCAGAAAAAUCUAUCGACAGCCACUGUUCUUUUCGUGUUCAAUAUUAUGUUUUCAAAUGUUUUAUUUAUGAUGUCAUUUUCAUUUUUCUUUGUGGAUUUGAAUUCCAACAAACCAUAUGGAUCUGAAAUCACUGAUGGGGUAAGUUGAAGGAUAUUUUUUGGUGAAAAAAUAUCAUAAAUUUAAAUUACAGUAUGAAGGAAAGGCGCCACAAUUGAUAAUUGCUGAAACUUUGCAAACUCAUGUUUUUGCAUCAACAGAAUUUAGAAAACAUUUGGUGCAGGAAACGCUGUACUCGUUAGCUCAAAACGGAUCACUAACUGGCCUUAUUCAUCUUCUCGUGCUAGUUUUGGUAAAUAUAUUAUUUUCUUUGAAUUCCCCGGGCAAUCUGAAAAUUUCAGGUUGUAAUAAAUCGCUCAAUGUCUGGAAAAUCAAUCCAUCUUUCAAGAGUUUCUGUAAUUUCAGUGUUUGCUUGUGUGUGGAUAUUUUUGAUUGCGUCCCAUGCGAUGUUCUCAACAAUGCAGAUGAAUGCAAUCCAAAAUCUUGAUAAACUUUUCGCAGUUUUGGCGAGAGGAAAAAAGACACCAACAAAUUGCAAAGGAAAUUCAGAUUAUGAGGAAAUUGGUUCACAUUGUGAUCGAACUGCGGUUUUUCAUUCAUUUGGUGUUUAUCUUUUGAGAGUGAGUAUUUUUUUCUCUUGGUGAUUUUUCAACCCAACCUUAUUUUUUUCUAGGGCCACACAAUCUUCACAGUCCUCUUCCUUUCCGCAUCAAUUGUGAUAUUUGUUAUAACUGUAACCUAUCAUAUAAAUGUUCGACGGCAACAUGAAAUCAUUCAUAGUGAAUUACGGUAACUUAAUUGAUGUAUCACAAAAGUCUUUCAUAUAUUUUCCUUAGAAAUCAGUCCCCACAUCUUCGACGUGAGCGAUUAUUUCACACUUUGAUCCUCUCAAUCAUCAUAUUUUUCCUUUCCGUUUUGGGACAAACUUAUAUUGAAAUUGCAGUUUUUUGGUAUACUGAAAGAACUAUUAUUGCUAAAUUGGCUGAAUGGUGAGAAAAAUUAUAAUUAAUGAAAAUCAUAAAUAAAUUUUAGGUACCAUCUUGCAAGAAUUUUGGCAUUCGUUGAUCCUGUAAUGAAUCCAUUGAUUGUAAUUCUCCGAACGCCGGCGUUAAGAAGACAAUUACGAUCACAAUGGAGCACUUUUCGAUCAAGAGCAAGUUCGAAAACAAGAAGUCGAGAUGGGCAUAGUCAUCGUGGAGAAUCUAUUAAAAAAAGUAUAAAGUAAGGAGCGUUUUGAAAAUAUUUUUUCUACAAACAAAUUACAUUCUUUCCAGAAGAGAAGCUUCAAGUGUCAAGUUAGAGAAAGAAACCGAAUUAAUGUUGAAAAACGCGACAGAUCGACCGGUAAUGUUUCCCACAUUUAUGUAUCUGAUCAAUUAACCCAAUACUUUUUAGCUAACUCGAACAUGUUCUCAGCGAAGAAGUCAAGAUUCACAAACACACAAUUCAGUUGUCUAA